AUCCAUCAUCAUCCACACACACACAAACACACACUCUCUAGAGAGAGAAAGGUAGAGAGAGAAACAAACAACCCUUUCUUUCGAUUCACAUUCCCAUGGUGUUGUUGUUGUUCCACAUUUAACCUUACCUGACCCGUUUCGCGACCCGAUCCGUUUUCCGGUGGUGAUUCGAUUCGAUUCUCUGUUAGGGUUCCGACAUCGAACCACCGAUUAGGGUUUUGGUUUCUGAUUCAGAUUCAUUUUCAAUUUCGCCGGUUAGGGUUUUCUGGUUUCCGCCGCGAUGCCGCGCAGUUCGAAGCACAAAUCGAGCAAGCAUAGUUCCAGGGACUACUCCGAUUCCGAGAGAGAUUCCAUUGUUAAGGAUCGGAGGAGCAGCAAGGAGGAUGGCGGUAGCGGCGUGAAGGCGUCUAAGGAUUCGGGCUCUGGUGAGAAGAGGAGGCUGGAUUCGAAGGACGCGGCGGCGGCUGCGCAUGGGAACGGGGAGUAUUCUGAUGAGUACGCUUCGUCGUCGAAGCGGCGUAGGGAUGGAGGUGGAGGUGGAGGGGAUAGGUGGAAUGGCGGGGAGGAAGGGUCGAAGAAGUCGAAGACCGUCGGGGAUUCGAAGAGUAGGAGGAGGGAUGAGGGCGUGGUGGAAGGCGAGGAGGUGAAGAGGAGUGGUAGCGGGAAGCAUAGGGAUUCGUCGUCAUCCGGUCGGAGAGAAGGUGUGGCGGAGAAGGAGAAGGAGAAGGAGAGGAAGUUGAAGGAUGGUAGAAGUGAGGAAUCUGUGGAGAUUGAUGACCAGGAUCAGCGCUUGUCAAAGCAGGUUUUUGAAAAUAAUGAUUCAAAGAAAAUUGAUGAGUUGCGAAGCCCUGAACUUGAUAACCAGCUUGAGAGGCGAAUGAGGAAGAAAAGAGAUGACUAUGGUGAUGGUGAUAAGCAUCAGGAUGAUGUUGGGGAUGGUUAUGAUAGACGUUUGUCUUCUAGGGAUGACAUUGCCAAGGAUGGAAAGAAGAAGGAUGAUAGACGAAAAGAUGAGAAAUAUAGAGACAAAUACAGGGAAGAAAUGGACAGGGAGAACAAACAUCGACAUGACAAGCAACGUGAUGAGCGCCCUGCAAAAGAUCAUACUUCCAUUAGGUCUGAUGAUAAGUAUACUAGGGAAGAAAAGAAUAGUUUAGAAUCACGACAAAAGAGAACAAAGCAUCCAGAAGGUGAUAGGGACCAUUAUCAUGAUCGGGAUGGAGAACGAGACCGAGACCGUGAUUCUGAAUCUGUUCGUGAUCGUGAGCGCCAUAAUGAACGUGAUCAUGAUUAUGAUCAUGACAGGGAUCAUGAUUAUGACAGAGAGCGAGAUUGGGACUGGGAACAUGACCGAGACAGAGACCGUGAUCGCCACCGUGAUCGUGAUGGGUCACAUGUGGAUGAUAGAAGUGCUAGAGGCAAAGAGAGUGGGACAAAGAAAAAAACUUUUGAUGAUCGUGAUGAUUAUAGUGACUCUAAAUCUAGAGCUGUCAAGAGCUACUAUCCUGAUGCUGAGAAGAGGACUUUGAGCAGCAAUAGAGCUGAUUCUGAUGUUGACAGGGGAAGAUCUCAAUCUCGACAUGCCCAUGCAGAUUCCACUGGGACUAGCAACAAACACCGAUCCUCUCCUGCCUCAAAUACACAUAUUGGCAAAGAUGAACAUAGAAAUGCAAAUGCUGAAGAUUCAAAGUAUAGAGACUCAACAGUAGAACAGAGAACCAAAAGUUCAAGAGAGGGCUACUCUGGGAUUUCAGAUAGAGGCCCUAAAUACAAAUCAAUGGAUAAACCCAUUAAAAUAGAUGAAUGUCCUGCAGGGGACUUGUCAACUGAAAGGUCUUCCAGUGCGAAGGCUUCACCCAUGGGCCUGAUUGAAAGAUCUCCUUCAUCAACUAGCAUCGAGCGCAGAUAUGUGAAUAAAAGUGGUGUUAAGCGGAAUCUUGAAAUUGAUGAAAGUGGAAGGAGGAGCAGUAAUGAUGGAAGAGAUUUCUCUACUUCUGAUGAUAGACAUGGCCGGGAAUUGACUCUAGAGAAACUGGAUGAGCCCUCUCAAGCAGACUCAUCUUUCUACAGUAGGACUAAUCAGAGCAAUCCACCAGUGAUUCCUACCCCACCUGGUUUCAGGACUGCAUUAGACAGGCCUUUUACAGGUUCCAUGGAGGACGAUGUUAGAGAUAACUCUAAUACACGGUACAGAAGAAGUAGUGAACAUGGAUUUGGAAGAAUGCAUGGCGGUAAUUCCUGGAGGGCAGUUCCAAACUGGACUUCACCAGUACCCAAUGGAUUUGUUCCGUUCCCCCCUGGGCCAGGUCAUGGAGGUUUUCAAGCAAUGAUGCCACAGUUUGCAUCUCAACCUCUUUUUGGCAUUAGGGCUCCGAUGGAAGUCAACCAUGCUGGCAUUCCUUACCAUAUUGCUGAUGCUGACAGGUUUCCAGGUCACUUGCGUCCACUUGGGUGGCCAAAUAUGAUGGAUGGUACUGGACCUGCUCAUUUGCAUGGAUGGGAUAACAGUAAUGGUGUCUUUAGAGAUGAUACUCAAAUGUAUGGUGGUUCUGAUUGGGACAGGAACAGGCAUUCAACAAAUAGUCAUGGAUGGGAAUCUGGUUCUGAGACUUGGAAAGAACAGAAUAGUGAUUCAAAGAAAGACUUACCUUCCCCAGCCUGCAAAGAUGAAUCAGUUCCUGCUGUGGUUGACAAUGGUUUGACUGAUCAGACCAUCCGUAUGUCUCAGGAUGAGCAUAACCGGGAUGAAUUUCAUGAUAAGUCUCCUGAAACUAAGCUGACCAGUGUAAAUUCCCCUGAAAAAGUACCUUUGAACUCUUCACCCACAGCUGCUCUUGAAAAGGUGCCUGAUACUUCUACACCAAGUGACAAUACUACUCUUCUAAGCCGGUUCUACCUCUCCAAACUUGACAUUUCAGUAGACUUAGUACUGCCAGAAUUGUAUGACCAGUGUAUGUAUACUCUGAAUAUUGGCAAGCCCGUGGAUGCAGUUGCUAGUACAGAACUAUUAUUGAAGAACGGUUCGAGUGCACGGCAGAAAUUAGCUGCCUCUUCAUCAAAGCGACCUUUUCCAGCAAUUGAUAAUUCUAUCUUCCAGAGAGCCAUAGGCAUUUACAAGAAGCAAAGGGUGAAACUGCCUAAUGGGGGUGAUGUAGAUGUAAUUGCAGUAUCCAACCAGGUGCAAGUGAACGAGUCUGUUCCUGUUCCUGGUUUGGAGAAUAGGCAAAUUUCUGUCUCAGCUUCUGAUGGAACAAAAGAUGUACUAAUGCCUACAUUAGAACCAAAUAAAGUCGAAGUCCUAUCCCCUGCAAAGGAGCAUUUGGAAGAGAUCAAUCAAACAUCCAGCCCAAUGGAGCAAGAUCAUGAUUGCACCCAUUCUUUGAAGACAGGCAUGUAUAGUCCAUCUUCUGGUGCCGAGAACCAAGAGGCAGGUUUGGGAGCCCCAGAGAAUGAUGUCACUUCUGAUAAGGUGAAUUCAGGGGACGCGGAGGAGAUUCACUCCACGGCAUCCAAAGAUGAAGCUGAGUUACCCCCCAUGGCAUCCAAAGAUGAAGCUGAGUUACCCCCCAUGGCAUCCAAAGAUGAAGCUGAGUUACCCCCCACGGCAUCCAAAGAUGAAGCUGAGUUACCCCCCACGGCAUUCAAGGAUGAAGCUGAGUUACCCCCCACGGCAUCCAAAGAUGAAGCUGAGUUACCCCCCACGGCAUUCAAGGAUGAAGCUGAGUUACCCCCCACGGCAUCCAAAGAUGAAGCUGAGUUACCCCCCAGAUUGCAGGAAGAGAGUGAUGACAUGAAUACCAAAGCCACACCUACUGAUUCUGCCCAGUGUGCAGAUGAAAAGCUGGGUUUUGGUGACACAAAGAUAUAAAAGGAAGGGUUUGGCUUCGUCGUCCUGGUGAUUCAAUGGUGGGGUUUGAUGUGGCAGAGAUAAGGACUUGGUGGUUGUGGGUGUUUGUGCAGGGUUACUGGCUGGUUCAAGUGGUUGCUGCAUGGAUUUGCUGGUUAGGCUAUUGUACUGUGAUUGAUGGUGGUGCAUGGAUUUGCUGGCUAGGCUAUUGUACAGUGAUCGAUGGUGAUGGGCAGGUGGUGGUCGCAGGUUGAAGAAUUUGAUGAAGGCACGACGAUUGUGGGCUAAGGAAAGAGGCUUAGUUUGAUUCUAGGCUAUUGUACAUUGAUUCUUGUCAAUGAAAAUUAAAAGAAUGUCACAUGUAAUACUUAUAUGGAUUUCUGCCUCAUUUAAACUAAAAACUAACGUCAGGGAUCAAGAACAAAAGUUGUGAUUUUAAAGGUACUAAAAUGAAAAAAUUGCAAGGACUAAAUUUGAAAUCAAAGAUAUAUUGAAG
Molecule: messenger RNA, 4343 nt
Organism: Lotus japonicus
Lineage: Eukaryota; Viridiplantae; Streptophyta; Magnoliopsida; Fabales; Fabaceae
Exons: 6
Coding region: 281-3868 (1195 amino acids)
Source: RefSeq, a predicted model, not a curated record